This is a messenger RNA of Hylaeus volcanicus, 1918 nucleotides long. RefSeq lists its product as uncharacterized. Gene Ontology annotation, cellular component: nucleus. The transcript is spliced from 3 exons. The record is from RefSeq and is a predicted model, not a curated record. Bases 1030 to 1428 code for a protein of 132 amino acids. Gene Ontology annotation, biological process: regulation of cell cycle. NCBI's taxonomy places the organism in Eukaryota, Metazoa, Arthropoda, Insecta, Hymenoptera, Colletidae. Gene Ontology annotation, molecular function: cyclin-dependent protein serine/threonine kinase inhibitor activity.
GUAUUCGCGCAUGCGUCUGUAACACUGUUGCUCGUGACUAAUAGACUGCAAAGAGAAUCUAGGCUAUCCCGCUGCACCUGGGAUGCAACUAUUCCGACUUUCAGUCAGUCGCACUUGGAGCUUUGCACUGGCUGCAGCAUCGUGCCUCUGUCUCUAGCUUCGAAUUGCACUCAUUCGGUGUUCUUUCUUUUCUCAAGUUUUCAAGUGAACGAUUCGAUAUCGGUAUCGCUAAUCGAGGUUGCGAUCGGUGAAUACAGUCUCGAAUUAGACUAUGGUCGGGAAUCGAGCCGUCCACGAUCAGAACUCGAGGUUAGUUAACAUGGUGUACGAGAAUCGUGUUGUUCGUUGAUUCCGUUUAAAAUUCGAUGCUUUAACCGCGCGUAAUGCAGUGUUAUCGUCGGAGGGAUGUGCGCCAUUUUCGAGAAGUAGUUUCUCUCCUUAAACUUCAAGUUUUACAUGAAAAUUUGAGCCCAACUCAUAGGAAAUUAGCGAAUCUAAAUCUUUCAGAUGUUUCUUAAAAAUACGUAACCCACGAUCGAACGAUGCGGGAUGCAACGACAGAGUCGCAUGUUGAUGCAUGCCGAUGAGUGUCGAAUAUCGAUAUCCGUGCGAAUGCGCACUGAUGGUUGACGGAACAUCUCUCGAUGCAAUGUGCGCGCGCACUAAAGUACCCCCUCGUACCUUAGUACGAGUCCACACCCCCAACGAAAACGAUGGGAUUAUCGAUCAGCGUUGCUAUUCGAGCUAAGAACUUUUCGCCAGCUGACAGUAAACCGUAGGGACGCGCUAUCAACGAAGGAAAUCACGCGUUCUUUCGAUUUCAAAAUGAAACCAGAGUGAUCCGUGUUACGUGUUCGUGAUCGAUAAUAGGACAAAUCGCGCCUUCGACCCUCUGGCCGUCCUCUGGCCGUCCUCUGGCCGGUUGGAAAAUGAAAAUUAAGCCAAAAAUGUGUUGCAAAUGUCUUCGGUUUGAGGGACGAGUAACAUCUUUCCUAAACUUAAUUCGAAUCUAUUAGGGUCCGGCUUGCGAUGCAAUAUCCAAACGCCGAUAUACCAGAAGGAAGAAGAGUUCGCAACGUACGGAGAAGACUUUUCCAGGACGAGGAAGGCGACAACGAAAGUGUUUCGGAAAGGCGAUCCGGCAUCGAGGACAAUCUUGCGAAUUGUUUCCUCGAAGAGGCACGAAAGAACCGAGAGAACGCGAAACAGAGAUGGAAUUUCGAUUUCGAGAAAGAAGAACCGUUACCUGGCCGUUACGAGUGGAUAAAACUGGAUCAAGAGCGAAAUGACAUCGGUUAUGCAUCGGAGUCGAGAAAUCGCGUGGAAAAUUUGCAAGCAAUGCAGGUCGAGAACUUGCGAGAAGACGAUUCCGUGAUCCCGGAACACGCAGAAGAGAUGGACGACGACAACAUGACCGACAGUACAUGAGAAGAGUUUCGAAAUGGUUCGUUCAUCCUGGAAUUCUUGAUUGAAAAUGAAACAUUUUCGUUACACUAAUUCAAGGGUAGAAUUGAUGCAGUAAAAUCGACCGAGUCGAAGAUCGAAUACUUCAGGUAGAAAUGGCGAGGUCGUUGAUCAAAGAAAACAUUAAUUGGACCUUGGACCUGUAGUUGGAGCAUGGAUAAUUCCGAGGAGCUAGCAAACCAAAGUUAUACACUUUUAUUUAAACAAACAAUUCGACUUUUAGUGGCAAUUUAUAAAUUGGAAGUCGUUUGUCGUGAUAUUUGUUACUGUAUUAUUUGUACCGAUUUUAUAGUGUCCGUAUACAAUUAUUUAAUUAGGUAUUUAUUAUGAGAGCGUGCAAUUAGCAAACGAAUGAUAUUAUACAAUAUAAUAGAUAAUAUAAAUAGAUUAUAUGAAAUGACUUUGUACUUUUCAUAAAAAGAUGAAAUAAUACACUUCUCUACAAAUUUUUAAA